AUGCAAACUCUUUCGGAGUUUGCUGAUCGACACGCAUUCCACUCCGCCUCCGACUCUGUGGCUCUCUACCACUCUAUCCCCCCACACCAGCGCCCUGCCCAGGCCACACUGAAGCUUCGUGAACGGGCCUUGUCUGCUGACAAUGAACACGAGUACGCCGACGACAUGAUCGCACACAUGCACAUGCUGGAGAAGGCGUACAGCUGCGACACAGACAUGAUGCGUCAGCAACCCCACGUGACCUUUGCAAACAGACGAGAAGCUCUGGAAGAUGUGGUCAAUUCACACAGAUACUUUGACCUCUCUUCGGAUACCCUUUUCACUGCGGUGGCUCUCUUGGAUCGGUACACCAGUAAAUGCAUUAUUGUGGAUGGCUACUACCCCCUUGUGGCCCUGGCUGCCCUAUGGAUCGCAGCCAAGUAUGUUGAGAGAAAGGUCGCAGUCCCUACUCUCGACCAGCUGCACCGUUUGCAGCCCGCUUACUCCAAGCGUGAGUACCUCCAGAUGGAGGGCUACAUGCUCAACGUCUUGGAGUGGUCUGUCUCCGCACCCACUGCAGACGCGUUCCUGGACAUGUUCAUUGGUACCACGGAUCCCAUUUUCGACGACAAGUUCCGAACACUUCGUCUGUUUGGCCUGUACCUGUGUGAGUGUGCUCUUUUCAAUGAGCAGCUCAUUGAUGCUCGAAAGUCGUCCGUGGCCAUGGCAGCUCAGCUGCUCGCCAUGUACUACACUCAUGGUAUCCCAGACUAUCCCGUGUCUCCUCGUCCAGACGUCAACUUCAUUAUUAACCAGCUUGAGACCCAAGCUGUCCCCGCAUGUAUUCAGUCAAAAUACGCCUCUACCAAAUUCGAGUUCAUGCGAAAUGCAAUUGGGCUACGAGGUGGUGAAACCCCCGACCCUGAGGAUGUCAUGAUGACUCCUCCCGUUACUCCUGAGCGAAGUAAGCGAUAUGGCUUUGUUGGUGCCCAGAACCAACCCCAAACCCAACCCCAAACCCAGGCCAUCCCCAAGCAACCAUACGACUAUGGCUACAACCAGGGGUACUAUCAUUCCUAA
Yarrowia lipolytica CLIB122 is the source of this 1059-nucleotide messenger RNA. Lineage: Eukaryota; Fungi; Ascomycota; Dipodascomycetes; Dipodascales. The record is from RefSeq and is a predicted model, not a curated record.